Messenger RNA from Amyelois transitella, 8209 nucleotides. It is a transcript of the gene Hecw, whose product is annotated as E3 ubiquitin-protein ligase HECW2. The record is from RefSeq and is a predicted model, not a curated record. Lineage: Eukaryota; Metazoa; Arthropoda; Insecta; Lepidoptera; Pyralidae. Gene Ontology annotation, molecular function: protein binding; ubiquitin-protein transferase activity. The coding region runs from base 176 to 4879 and encodes 1567 amino acids. The transcript has 16 exons. Gene Ontology annotation, biological process: regulation of dendrite morphogenesis.
CAGUGUCGAUUUUGUCCGCAGUGAAAAUAUUUUACAUUUUUACGAAAUCUGAACUAUAAAAUGAUCUUUGCCAGCAAAUUUAUAUCAAAUUCUAAAUGGUGUUGUAAAACGUGAAUCAAGUGUUUCUAUUAAAUAAUACUUUGAUGAUGAUGUAUAAGUAAGAGUUGAGGAAGUCAUGUCAGAGGAACAUGACGUCGAUUAUGACGAAAGUGAUAAACAAUCUGACGACAAAAAUGAGACUAGUGAUGAUGUUAAAAGAGACAUAGUAUCUGAUGAAAAUAGUGCCAAUACUUACAAAGAAUGUGUCGAGAGUGCCAUAAAUGAGAAGGAGGGGGUUGUUGAGAAAUGCGAUAUUAAGGAGGAUAGCGUUAAAAAACUCGAAUGGAGUGUAGAAGGUGCUGAAUUUAAAUUAUCAUGGACCUUACCGCAGGAAUCGACGACGACGGAGGACUACAUCGCUCUCUGUCACAAAGAGUCGGCGAGCUCCGCUGGCGUCGUCGGGCGCGUGCGCGUGCCGACCGGAUGCGCCACCGGCGACAUAAUGUGGCUUCUUGAUGAGCCCAAUCAACCUUAUGAAGACUGUGAGCAGCUACUCUGCUUCAGAUACUAUAAUGGUGAUGGUGAAGAAUGCGUGGCGGAAUCUCCAGCUUUACCGCCACGAUUUAAGGUUGAUCUUAAGAAAUUGCCUCUCCGACUCAAAGAAGGUAUCUCGAGGAAACGAAGUGGUGACCAAGUGUCACCAUUCUCAUACAACAAUGAAAGUUUUGAAAUGAACUCUGAAAAUCCUCCGCGAAUAGAGUUUGUGCCGGGCACUAGCCAAGAUAUCAAGCAUCUCAGCGAUAAUGUUAACAAAUGCUCAAUUAGUGCUUUAGAAAGUAACGGGAACAAUUUGAAUCUCGAUCAAACAAAAUGUGAUCAUAGUAAAUCUCUAGUUAGUAACGUAAGUAAGGAAUCUCAUUCUGUAAAUAAUGAAUCUCAAAGUGCAAUGGACUGUAUGCCAACUUCCUCCGGUGUCAAAAAGAAGUGUCCUCCUCCUGUCGACACAGGUAUGGGAAACACAUCUACUGGAAACAAAAAGAAAUCGAAAAUCGCAAAUAGUGGGUUUGAAUCACCUACUUCGCCAGGUACCGAGUAUUACAAAAUAUGGUCACCAAAAAAUCCAUGCAAGAUAAUGAAAUUUGUAUAUGAUGUCGAAGGUGCCAAUGUGCCAAGUGAUGCGGAAAAAUCGCCGGUACCCCCUCUGCCCCCGCGGCAGUCUCAUAAACCGCUGGAAAGAAUGCAUGCAUUGUCUCCGCCCCAGGUACCCCGACAUCGAAAGCCAAAAAAACUCACAAAGCCAGAAGAUGCGUUCACGUUUGAAUUAAUAGAUAUAGAUGAACAGUUUUUUACUGAUAAUAAUAUAACGAAUUCGGCUGUUUUACAGGCCGAUAUAAACGAUUUUAAACCAGGUGAAUUUUACUCUGGAAAGCAGGGAGCAAUAUCUUCAACUACGAGUUUUUGGAGAGGUGGGCCUAACGUUGCCCCUUUGGCAACACCAGAAACAGAUGGUAGCUUAUGUGAAUCGACUAUUUCUUCUAUGAAAUUGUCUAGGUUAAGUGAUGAAAGGAAAUUGAAAGAUGUACCUGAAGCCUCUUCUAGCAUUAGUAAAAGUAAUAUAAUGUUUAUAAAAGAUAUUGGACCUGACAAUUACAUUACGACGACGUUUGCCAGGAAAGAAAAAUCUAGUCCCCCGACUGAUAUAGUCGAUGGCGUUACCCUGACGCCAAAUCACGCAAAGUCUGAAGAAAAAGCUCAAAAUACUUUUUUGAAUGACAUAAGCAAUCAUUCCGAAUUUGAAGACGACAAUAGAAAUCAAAUUGAAGAAAAAGAAAUAACUAUACUUAAGAGUCAUAAACCGUUGACGAGGCAGAGUUCCGGGCGUGCUACACCCACGAUGAUGACAGCUUUUUUAAAUUCGUCGCAUAUUGAAACUCCUACAAGAAUAUUGGAUAAUAAUAGUUCCAACGCUCCUAGUUCUUGUAAUUCAUCGCAUUCCACAUCGCCUGUUGACGAUAGUAAUAGAGUUUUACCUAGUGUAGGGACAUUACUAAUGAAUCGAAAAUAUUCGAACGAUAGUUCGACUCCAAAACAUUCAAGUUUACCACGACAUUUGUUGAAGAACUUAGGAUGUGAUGGAACACCUAAACAUUCGCCCCUUAAAACUAUAAAUAAUAUGAAGAACAGUAUCGAGAGUCCGGCGCGUCCUCAUCCGAGAGUGUUGACUCGCGUGGCAGCGUUAGCCGGUACUGCAGUGCCACAGUGCCCUCCUACGCCCACUCACCACGCAAGACGACCACGGCCCAUGCCUCCUCAAGACCUCCAUCCUCCACCGAUAAAUGCUGAGAAUAGGCCACAUGAAAACUUUGAAAUGGUAGAAUUCACUAACGAAUUGAGGACUUCGGAGAUCAGAUCGCCGAACCUUGAGUUUGUAAAUAGUAACCAUUUCACGAUCGUUCACGCUGGGCCCCCGGAAGAUGUAGUUUUGCGGAGGCCUCGUCCCGUGGAUGAUAAUGAUGACAACGACAACGCUGUAGCCUCGCCAACUCCUUUGAGACAUAUGGCUGGAAUAAGGCUUCCUUCUAUACCUGAAAGAGCAUCGAGGCAAAUGGCUUUAACAGGAGAUUUUCCUGCAAAUAUGAUUGGCGGGAUUAUUGAAUGUGAAGAGCCAUUACCAGCAGGUUGGGAGGCACGUAUGGACAGUCACGGGCGAGUUUUCUACAUCGAUCACAUCAAUAGGACGACCACAUGGCAAAGGCCCGGGGUCAACGGGACCACUCCUAGAUCACCGGCUCCGGAAGUACAGAGGCGGCAGCUAGAUCGAAGGUACCAAUCGAUCCGGCGCACAAUGACCCGCACUCAACUCGCCGAAGAGGAGAGUGCGUGCGCGUCGCCGCCGCCGGCGCUGGCGGGCUCGUCGCACGCCGCGCCGCCCGCGCCGCACCCCGCCGCUGAGUUCCUGGCGAGGCCCGACUUCUACUCCAUACUGCAUAUGAACCAGGAAGCGUCAUCUCUAUACAAUGGUAACUCCACCCUCAAGCACAUGAUAUCUAAGAUCCGGAGGGACACGUCGUCGUUUGAGCGGUACCAACACAACAGAGAUCUGGUCGCCCUUGUCAACAUGUUCAGUGAGACUGAGAGAGAGUUGCCUUUAGGAUGGGACACCAAAUUGGACAGAAAUGGCAAGCGGUUCUUCGUGGACCACGUGAUGAGGCGCACCACGUUCAUAGACCCGCGGGUGCCGCGCGCGCCGGCCGCCGGCCCGUUCUCCCCGCUGCUGCCCCAGCGGCGGCGGCCCGCCGUCCUCGAUCAGGCCCCGACACCGCCACCGCGGCCGCCGCUCACCACGUCGGAUGCGCACGCGCACAACACACCAAAUGAGAUACCUGUCGCGUAUAACGACAAGGUGGUAGCCUUCCUCCGGCAGCCGAACAUAAUGUCAAUACUGCGCGAGCGCUGCGGCGGCUGCGGCGGCGCGCUGCGGGACAAGGUGAACGCGGUGCGCGUGGAGGGCGCGCACGCGUUGGCGCGCUACCAGAACGAUGUCCAACUCACGUGUACCCUCAGCCUCUUCGAGCAGGAGAUAAUGAGUUACGUGCCGGCGGGCGGGUGCUCGGCGUCCAGCCUGGGUGCUUCGCCCGCCGCGUCGCCGGCCGCCGCCCGCAGCACCCGCGCGCCUGCGCCCCAGCGGAGGGACUUCGAGGCUAAGCUGCGAGCGUUCUAUAGGAAGCUAGAGAGCAAAGGAUAUGGCCAAGGCCCUGGAAAAUUAAAGCUCCACAUCAGACGCGAGCAUCUUCUCGAAGACGCUUUCAGACGCAUCAUGUCGUGUGGCAAGAAGGAGCUUCAGAAGGGCAAGCUCUGCGUGCUGUGGGACGGCGAGGAGGGGCUGGACUACGGCGGGCCUAGUCGGGAGUUCUUCUUCCUCUUGUCCAGGGAACUGUUCAACCCGUACUAUGGCCUGUUCGAGUACAGCGCGAACGAUACGUACACGGUGCACGUGUCGCCGAUGUCAGCAUUCGUUGAUAAUCAUCAUGAAUGGUUCAGAUUCUCCGGGCGCGUGCUGGGGCUCGCGCUGGUGCACGGCUACCUGCUGGAGGCGUGGUUCACGCGCGCGCUGUACCGCGCGCUGCUGCGCCUGCCGCCCGCGCUCGAGGACGUGGACGCGCUGGACGCGCAGUUCGCCGCCUCCUUGCGCUGGUUGCAGAGUGCCCGCUGCGUGUCUUCGCUGGAACUAACAUUCGCAGUGUCAGAACGCUUAGCGGACGGUCGUGUUCUUGACAGGGAAUUGAAACCGGGAGGCCGAGAUUUGGCUGUGACGGAGCGCAACAAGAAGGAGUACCUGGAGAGAGUGGUGCGCUGGAGGGUGGAGAGAGGGGUCGCCGAGCAGACGGAGUGGCUCGUGCGCGGGUUCCAUGAGGUAGUGGACCCUCGCCUGGUGGCGGCCUUCGACGCUAGAGAAUUGGAGUUGGUGAUAGCGGGCGCUCCGGAGUUGGACGUGGCGGACUGGCGGAACAACACGGAGUACCGCGGCGGGUACCACGACGCUCAUCCGGUCAUCGUGUGGUUCUGGCAGGCUAUCGAUAGGUUUAGCAACGAGCAACGUCUCCGACUAGUCCAGUUCGUGACGGGCACCUCAUCGAUCCCGUACGAAGGUUUCUCAGCGCUGCGGGGCUCCACCGGCCCGCGGCGCUUCUGCAUCGAGCGCUGGGGACGCGUCGAGUCGCUCCCCAGGGCACACACGUGCUUCAACCGCCUCGACUUACCGCCCUACCCCACCCCACAACUUCUACACGAGAAGUUGCUACUAGCUGUUGAAGAAACCAACACGUUUGGCAUCGAAUAAUGAACUACGCGACCCUUUAGAAAUCAUCUGCUUUGGAAACUUCUAGAGGAACGUUUAAGCCGAAACUUCGAUAAUUAAUUUGCCUUGAUACUCAAGAGUAUGAGUAGAAUGAAGUAUCUAAACCUACUAAUUGAAACCAGCUAAAAUGGGGGAAGAAACAGUUGCACUUUUAUUUGUUAUCGACUAUAAAAGAUAGCAAUAUUAGACCACUUUGAUGGCUGAUAAAGGUUAUAAUAAUGGAAGUCUUAACGCGCCGUUUAUUAUUAGUACUGUAUAACUGUGAAAGUUUCAAUUGUACCGAUAACAAUUAUCUAUAAGGUCAUUGUUCUAUAGAUGCGUAUUCAAAAUGCACUGGCCGGUGUAAAUAAUCGUGAUUAAUUCUGUUGUCAAUGUAAAUAAUAGUCAAUUGAUAGCGUAGAAGGGGAAACAAAGAUAGAUGUAAUAUUAUAGUUAGGAGAACAAUAAGUGUAUUUAGAUGUGCCUCUACUAAAUUACUGUUUACCUAGUAGCCACUUCCUAUGUAUGAGGUUUGUACUUUAUUAACGCUUUUAUUGUAAUUGAAGUAUAUUGUGGCUGUGAAACGGGAUUCGAAUCCCAUGUUUAUUAGAUAGUACGCUUUACGUCACUAAUUUAUGUAAUGUAACCUUUUGACAACUAGAUAUGAUAUAUACAACAUAUUGAAUAAGUUUAUCUCGCUACUAGGAACUGUAUUGUUAACUUAAAAUGUAAUGAAAUCAAGACUAUAUUUAUUUGUUUAAUUAAAAACGAUAUGAAAAUAUUUCCGAUCAAAAACAGUAUUAUUGGUUAUUCAUUAUUGCUGGACAUGCUAAACAACUAUUUUCAACAAUAUUUGUAGGUUGAUGCUACGCCUCAUCUGCUAUCAAGCUGAUCUAUUAAAAUCUAAUUUAUACUAUAAUUGCGACCAGUUAUUCUGGAAAACUGGUUUUAUUACCACCAGUAUUAUCUUCCAUUUGUAUUUCUAAGUACUAGAAGAGAACCUCUUAUACAAAGUUCGCCACUAAUUUAUUGUGAUUCUAAUUAUACACUCACAUAGUUAACGAGCCUGUAAAUAUCACUUAUAGUUGUCCAGGUGCUUUGUCCAUAUCAUUUGACUUUCUAGAUUUUGUUUGCCAAAAAUUCAGUAAAAAAGAAUUUAUACCCUAUUGGAAAUAAAGGUAGGUACAACAUAUACCUUUUACAAAUGCUAGAUAUGAACUAGCACCUACAGACAAAUUACCUUUCUACCUAGGUAUUUAACUUUUAUUUUCGUACUGUAAAUACAUUAUUUAUUGCAUAUUCAUACUGACAUGUUUAUUUUUGUAAGUAAUAUAGUUCUAUUAUGUUGAAUAUUUAAUAAAUUUGUGUAUUAUUAUUAUUGUGUAAAUUUUAAAUUGUUUUGUGCGAGUGAUGAAAUGUGUCAAUAUACAUUAUUACUUACAAAUACACUGUGGUUUUAUUUAUUCAAAUGCUGGUUACAGCAUGAAAGAAAUUUGAUACAACCUAAUUCUCCCCAAAUGCUGGCCAGCUAAGACUACAUUAUUAUCAGGGGGAGGCACCCAUGAUAUACUACGAAACUUCUAUGAAAAGAGGUUAAGUAAAUAUAUUAAGAAAAUAAUGAAGAAUGAUUCACACUUACAAAAUGUUUAUUUUCAGAAGUUUGUGUAACAACAAAACAAAAUCAACUUUGUUAAGACCUUAUCGUUUAAACAUAUAUAACUAUUUACAGUUCCCAAAGUCUGAAUUUGUCAACACAAACUCAUGAUAUAAAAUGCAACAAGUGUUACCUUUCACAAAUGUUCUACACUAAGUUGUGACGGAGUUAGUUCAUUAAAGUUUGUCACAGUCUGUAAGUUAAAAACCUUACUAGAGUUAAUCAUAAGCUGAUGUGAUUACAAUAUCAUAAAAGCUACGGUCAUAUUCGUAUGCAUUAUUGUAGCUGUUUAUCAGAAUAAAAACUUAAAAAUAUAUCCUCCCCCUCAGGCAAAAUCCUACAUGACACAAGGACAGCGAACCCCAUAUCACACGAAUAACUGAAAGCAAACCCUUUGAUUUGCAGAUAAGAUGAUACCAACAUUAAAACUGACAAAAAUCAAUUUAAUAUAAUACACACUUGUGUAAAUAUUUUGUAUAUUUACUUCAAAAAUAACGGUACAUACAAUAUUUAAUUUGUAUUUCUAUCAUACUUUCAAAAGGGAGAUGAGCGAUGGCUCCAUGAGUUGUUUAUCCAAGAGAGGGAAAAUCUUUGUUGUCAUCCACCUUGGGAGGUGCGACCUGCUGACGGGGCUGCGGGCGUUCCUCCACAGGCAUCUCCUCGCGAGGCGGGCCUCCUACUCUGCCGCCUCGGCCUCCGCGCCCGCGACCGCGACCACGUGUACCUGUGCCUCCGCGACGAGCAGUAUCGUUAAAUGUGAACUCGAUUCCGAGCACACGCUUCUGACGACCAACCCUCUGUGGGAAGUCGGCAAUGUCAUAUUCCUCAUCAGAGUCAUCAUCUUCACCUCCUUCUUUCUUCUUCUCCAGCAUAACCAAAUUCUUCCACUGACUGAGAUCUUCACCUUCCCCAGCCUUGCGUAGGUUAUAUUGAGGUGCAGUACGCUGGGCGUUCCGCAGAGCCUUAUACUCGUCCAGCGUCAACUCACGCGGUUCCUCCUCAGCGGGAGCGGCACGUUCAGCCUCCGGCUGCUGCUGUCCAUCGCCAGCGCCAGCCGCAUCGCCCACCUUCUCCUCUACCACCUCACCUUCGGAGCCAGUUUUGUUCAACUCGUCGAUAUCAUCUUUCAGCGUCCCCCAGUUGUGAGAGCCGCCACCGUCGCGCUUGUCCACCGGUUUCACGCCAGUCUUGUCGGAGCCGGAUCUCCUGUCGAAUUCUCGCUUCCCACGGUUGUCGUAGCCUGGACGCGGCCCGCGCUGUCCAUCCCGGGGUUCACGCGGCGGUCUUGGUCCCCGACGCUCGGCUCCAUCAGGAUUAUCGCUGAAAUUGCGCCGCUCGUAAUUAGGCCUGCGGUCGCUGAACUCACGCCUCGGGGGUCUCGGGGCACCAUCCUUGUUCUCGGCGGAUCCGUUUUGAGGCCGAUCCUCACGACGCCGCGGAGGCGGACGUUCAGAGUUUCUCUCGUUAGGUCGAGCAGGACCCUUGCCCUUUUGUUGUUCGCCAUUCUUAUUUUCUUGUGAUUUCACAUUUUGCGUUUCCUUGAUACCUUUCCUGGCAGUAGUAAUGCCAGCCUUAGGUUUUGUUUCAGGCUUGCCUUUGUUCUCCUUUUCGGCAUCUUUGGUCUUCUUUUUCUGCUCUUUAGCCUGCUCUCGCGCUUUUAACGCAUCAAGAGGAUCGGA